UAUUUACAUUGAACAGCGUGUCGGCCUUACGUUUGCUUUCAAAGGUGUUUAAUGUUUAGUGUUUAACUAUUGAUCGAAGUUAACAAUCGUUUGAAGUAAUUUAUAUGGUUUGAUUUAAUCUACAAAACUCACAAUGCCCUCAGACUAUGACGACGACGACGACGAUGACGAAUACAUCAUACACGGGAAAUUGUUGGAUCCCAUACACGAAGAUGAAGUCGUUAAAAGAAAAGAUGCAGAACAACAGUUUGUUAAAGAUGAAAAUGGAAGAAGAAGAUUUCAUGGAGCGUUUACGGGUGGUUUUUCUGCUGGUUUUUAUAAUACUGUUGGUUCGUUAGAAGGUUGGACACCAAGCACAUUUAAAUCUUCAAGAGACUCUAAAUCUACAAUCAAAUCACAAAAUGCUUACGAUUUUAUGGAUGAAGAAGAUAAAAAAGACUUAGGGAUUGAUGCAUCAAGUUUAAAAAUCAAAGCAGAAUAUAGUGAUCAUUCUUCAAGAAAACGUCAACUUCCUAUAGUUAAUACUGGCCCUAUUCCUGGUAAACCUGUACUUGGUGAAAUUCUAAAACCAAUUAAAGAUACGUGGGGUGUCGAAUUACUGAGAAGUAUGGGCUGGAAGCCUGGUCAAGGAGUUGGUCCUCAACUUACACAACGAGAGAAAUUGCGUACUAAAAAAGAAUUGAAAAAUGUUGGGAUGAAAUUUAGUGUUGAUACCAAGUAUGGUGAUGAUGAUGAUGAUGAUGAUGAUGAUGAAGUGAAUGAAUUAUUAAAUAACAUCAAAGUUUCACCUUUUGAAUAUGAAUCUGUACCUAUUAAACCAAAAUUUGAUACUUUUGGACUUGGUUAUGAAGGUCUCAAGGCGACUAAUGUUUCUGUAAAAUCUGAUAACAAAUACAGUAAACUUACUGUUGGAGGAAAAUCUAUUCAUGGACAAGCUUUUGGAGUUGGUGCUUAUGAAGAUGAUGAUGAUGAUAUUUAUGCUGCUGAAGAUAUGUCAAAUUAUGAUUUUAGUUUAGAAGAAAAGUCUCAGAAGUCAAAAAAUAAAUCAAAGCCUAAUAACCUGAAUCCUGAAUGUAUUGAUGGGUUUGUUGAAGAUGAAAGUAAACAUAACUUAUUUGAAGACCUUCCGCCUCCUGUACAAAUUCCUCCUGAAUGGCGUCCUCGUGGAAUGUUUGACCGAAUAUUAGGACAAUGUCCUCCUGAUUUUUAUAGUCAACCUCUUAAUUCUUCUAACAUUUCAUUUACUAAUGUGAAUACUAGACAACGAGAAAUUAAAAAACCAGAACCACCUCCACCUGUUGAACAAUUUAUCAAAAAAGAAGUGCCUAGUUUAUUAUCAGAUAUAAUAUCUGAUCGAUUUACUAGGGCUGAAUUACCAGAUGAUUCUACAAAUGCUUUAAUACCAGUUAUUCGCACUACUGAUCCAACUUUAGAUAGACUAAAAAACUAUGCCAGCAAACAAAUGUAUGGGUUUUGGACUCGUAAAACUGAACCCUGGGUUCCUGAUAAAUUACUUUGCAAAAGAUUUAAUGUUCCUGUGCCUAAACAAUCGAUAGUCAAUUAUACAGAAGAUGGUAAGAAGCAUGGAGAGUGUAGUCUUUUUAAUUCUCUAGAAUUUCCAAUUUCUGAAUCAAUAACUUCUGAGAGCAAAAUUUCAAAUAGUUUACCAUUAGCUAUAAAUAAUGUAACAACAGCUAAUGAUAAAUCGUUGAAGUUACAAGAAAGUAUGACGGAAAUAAUUGCUGAUGAAGUACAAUGCCAGAAACCAAGUGUUGAUUUUUUCAAAGAUAUAUUUUUGGAUGAUAGUGAUGAUGAAACUUUAAUUGUUCAAAAUACAUCCGAAAGUGAAGAGGUAUCUACUUAUUCUAAUGAAAAAGAAUUACAUUCAACCAACAUGCCUAUCAAAAAAGAAAAUGUAGAAUCUAGUGUCCAGAGUUCUACAACAUUCAAUCUUUUUCCUCCCAAAGGAAUUUUUGCCAAUCUUGACUUUGGUGAUUUAUUUGAUACACCAAAUAAAAAUAAUAAAAAUGAAGAUGAAAACAAAAACGAACACAGCAGUAAAAAUCAAACUGAUAAUAUAAAUAGAUCAUAUGGUCCACUCUUACCUGAAAAAUAUAACUUGAAUUCAAGUUUGGUCAAUAUUAAAGUUGAAAAUUCGUUUGUCGAUGAUGAUUGGGUGGAAAAAUCAGAAUCGCCCUCUAAUAUUUCAAAUAAUAAAAAUAAGCACAGUAAACAUAAGAAGCAUAAACAUAAACAUAAGUCAAAAAAGAAAUCUCAUAAACAUAAAUGA
Messenger RNA from Melanaphis sacchari, 2290 nucleotides. RefSeq lists its product as uncharacterized. Bases 134 to 2290 code for a protein of 718 amino acids. Gene Ontology annotation, biological process: mRNA processing. Gene Ontology annotation, cellular component: nucleus. Gene Ontology annotation, molecular function: RNA binding. The transcript has 9 exons. The record is from RefSeq and is a predicted model, not a curated record. Lineage: Eukaryota; Metazoa; Arthropoda; Insecta; Hemiptera; Aphididae.